AGGCGCGAGCGAUUGAAAGGCUGUUGUUGGUGUCGGUUCGGCAGCUCUGGUCGGACUUCGCGGCCCCGACCCUUCCCGUCAUGGCUGACUCGGAGGAGCUGCGGGCUGCUUUGUCGUCCCCGUCGCCUCCCUCCUCUCCCUCGUCUUCAGAUGUCUCUUUUGCGUCUUCCCCGGGCGUCCCGGGGGGUUUGGACUGGCCAGUGUCGAGCGGGGACCGCGGCCGAACGGUGGACCCGCUGGAGGAGGUGGAGCUGCAGAUCGGAGACGCAGCAUUUUCAUUAACCAAACUUCUUGAAGCCACAUCUGUAGUAUCCGCUCAAGUGGAAGAACUUGCCUUCAAGUGUACAGAAAAUGCACGUUUUCUUAAAACUUGGCGGGACCUCUUGAAAGAAGGCUAUGAUUCUUUGAAACCCGAGAACUGAUUUGGCAUGCUUGGUUGCUUAAUAAUGUGUAACAAUUAUUGUGUAAUAAUUCAUACUUUCUCAUGUAUGAUAUUUGCACACAUCCCACAUGUAUAGGAUGAUCUCUCCGCAGUAAUCUGUAUAUACUCAGAAUGAAAUUUUUCUAAGUUUUCUUGACUUUUGCUAAAGCAGAAUACUGAUGUUUUUUUGAUGCUGACCAGUACGUGUUCUUCCUUAAAUAUUUCUGCCCUCUAAACUUUCAUAGAAUUCUUUAUCAGCAGAUACUUAGUUAACCCAUUCAUGACUGGUAAAUUUUUCACUUUCCUAAUCCUAGUGUGGGUGAAAAUUAUGCCACAAACUUCUGUCAUUAAGCACAAGUGAAAUGGUCUUUUCUAAAUUGUCACCUUUUUUACAAUACAGCUGAAGUUGCAGACAUAGUCAGUAUUUGCCUCAGACACCACUUUGACUAGCAUUCCAUACUUUGUGUUUUUAUUCUAAUUACAAACCCCAAAAGAUAGUUGUCCAUGAUGAGGUAUCAUGGAUUCGUCCAAGCAUAGUUCUCGUUCGGGUUUGUAUACAGUAUUAAACUUAUUUAAAGCAUAAUUUAUUAUGGGUUCAAUUUUGCAUAAUCUGCUUGAAUUUCACUGUAUUUCUGCAUUAUUGAAAAAAUGCAAAACCCAUAAAACUUGUAGGAAUCUAUUUCAUGUCUUAAUUUUGAAAAAAGAAAGGUGUCGCAGUUGAUGAACGUAAGGACCAAUAAUCGUGUAUUGUGAUUUCUUCACUUGUCCCAUCAAAAUAUUUGAUGAUAGAAUUUUUCUUCUUGGACACUGCAAUAUUGCUCUACUUUUUUGAUUUUGGACAUGUUUAUGUGUGAUACAUCUAAUCAUAACAGCUGUUAGUUUCAGUUGCAAUCGUUUCUAUAAAAUCAUCUCCAAUAACUAGUCUGACAACUUCACUUACACUUUGAGGAUCAUUUGGAAAUACCUUGACACUUGGAUUACCAGUAAACACUUCUAAAUUGCUUUUUGGAUCAUAUUUUGUCCACUCAAUGUCUGAAACCUUCUCACCAGUAUGAGAUUCACUGUCGUAGAUUAUCUGUAUUACAUUUACAUUGCAUCAUUACACCACUAUCUGUCUCACUAUCACUAAUAAGUUCACUGGAUCACCUUUGACCUCGGAAAUCUCUUCAGUAUAUAUUUCUUCAUUUUCCAUAGUUAUGGUAAAUUAUUUUUAACACUGAAGUAUGAAAGCCCUGAUAUAUCAAAAUAUAAGCAUACAACACUUAUCUCA
Carlito syrichta (Philippine tarsier) is the source of this 1691-nucleotide messenger RNA. It is a transcript of the gene CUNH4orf46, whose product is annotated as chromosome unknown C4orf46 homolog. The transcript has 2 exons. The coding region runs from base 81 to 422 and encodes 113 amino acids. The record is from RefSeq and is a predicted model, not a curated record. Lineage: Eukaryota; Metazoa; Chordata; Mammalia; Primates; Tarsiidae.